Molecule: messenger RNA, 3628 nt
Organism: Onychostoma macrolepis
Lineage: Eukaryota; Metazoa; Chordata; Actinopteri; Cypriniformes; Cyprinidae
Exons: 8
Coding region: 2032-3150 (372 amino acids)
Biological process (GO): D-serine catabolic process
Molecular function (GO): D-serine ammonia-lyase activity
Source: RefSeq, a predicted model, not a curated record
AAAAACUUUUAUUUUGGAUGCGAUUAAUCGCGAUUAAUCAUCUGACAGCACUACGUAUUUUGUUUGUUGAACAAUUUGCCUCUUCCAUAUACAAAUCAAUUAUGCAAAAAAAAUAAAUAAACAAAUCUAAUCCAAACUAUGACUUGUCCCCCUUUUCUGUUAGGUGUGUCAUUCUUCAUUUGUGGUGGCAAGUGGUGUCCCUCUACUUUACAACAUAAACUUUAAAUACCAAUAAAUUAUACAAUGUUUGCAUGUUUGUAUUCUGUAGGGUAAACACAAUUUGUACACUGUUAAUAGUUACAUUUUUGUUUUAAAAUACAUAUUUAAUUGAGUUUGAGAGAUCGCAUUUGUAACAAAAUAUGAAUGUAAUUGCAACAAUAUAACAUUUUAACACAAAUAAAGUGGUUAUAUUGUGAAUAUAGAUUUUAUUUAACGUACAAUUUUAUUAAAUUGUUUAAAAAAAAUACAUAUUUUGUUAUAUUUAAGAAAAAAGUUGUGUCCCCCAAAUUAAUGUCUGUGGUGUUACAACAAUGGAUGUCGCCCCGUUAAGAAAAGGAGGAAUGCUAUUUGGACUGCUUCCUGUGUGUAAAGGUCACUGCAGGUGCUGGUGAUCUGAGGGGUGCAUGGGGAGUACAUUCUUUCUUAUUCAUUUUCUUAAAGUUAGCUAAAUUUCUGACAAUUUCAUGUGUCGCACUUUAUUAGUGUCUGUGGUGUUAUGUUGAUAACUUGCAGAUCAGACAUAUUUUAAUCAAAAUUUUGAUAAAUACAUACUUAUUAAUAUUUCCAAAAUGCCCCAUGAUCUUGAAAUCAUCAUGAUGGCAGCCUCCAUUUUAGAAAUGUCUGUAUUUAGGCUGAUUUGUCUGUGCUGUUACUGUCUUUCCUGGUAACAACACAGACUCUAUAGUACUUGCAAUAUGAAGUCUGUGGUGUUACUUCAAAAUAUAUCUGAAAUUUCUUUCCUUCAGAGCCAUUUAAUCUUAUAAUUUAAUGUUUUUAGACUGUAAGGUGUUUUAAUCUUUUAGAAUAAAGACUAUAAAGGUACCACAGAACAUUUUUCCAGUCUUUUUUUUAUUUUUAUGUAUGUCCAAAUUUUAAUAAAAUAAACUAUCGUCCUUUGGCAGAAAUAGGGGCCAAGAUGAACAAAUAAACAUUUAUUUUAAAAACUGAAAUUUAAAUGAUCAGUUAAACUGAAUCCAUAAAGUUAUUUAUUUAUCAUUACCUAAAGAUAUGCUCAUUUUAGAACAAACCAAAAUUUUACUUCAAAUAUUGGUAACACCAUAGACAUAAUUGAUUGUGUCACCAGUGUUUGAUUGAAAUUAUUUAAAAAUCAAAAUGUUCUUAAGCUUCCAUUUUAAUGGAUAUAGCAUAUCAAACUAAUUUGAAAUGCAUAGCAAUACAUUUUAUUAGAAAAAAAAAACAAACAAGAAUUUUUACAAACUCUCAUUUGCCACCCCAAUUGAAGAAUGACCCAAGUAUCAGUGAAAAUAUAAUAUAAUAUAUAUUAUGUUAUAUUUUCACUGACACUAAACAGAACAGGAUAAUAACAAAUUAUGACAGAGAAGAGAAGUUUGACUGAAAUCAUAUUACAUACUACAAUGCAAUAAUACAGAAGUUAAAGUAAACCUAUAAAAUAUUUCUUGCUUGUACUCAUACACCUACACCUACUUUUGUGAUAGAUUUUCAGUUUAAAAUUUAAGUGUGGGUCAACUGUUAAAAAACUAGACCUAUACAUUAAUGCCAUUUGAAAAAUAGUAAUAAUAAUAAUAAAAUAAAUUAAGACUACUAAAAAUUUCUAUGAGAGAAAAAAAAAGUCGAAAUAUGUUAUCUUAAAAAAAAAAAAAAAAAAAUCAACCUUUUUGUUUUCCGUAGGGGAAGAAACACUCGUAUAUUUCCCGUAAAUCUCGUCAGGAGCUUUAAGUUUGAAAAGCCUCCGCGGUUUGUUAAUCUUGCGCCACUGUGUUGAUUUUGGCUUCUCACACUCUCACUCUCACUGAUCAGAAUUUGAGCGGCUGCUUUAUAUGUUUUUCGAUAAUGGCUGGUGUUGAAUUCAUCAAAGACCUUUGUACUCCAGCGCUGAUCAUUGACCUGGAUAAAGUGAAAAGAAACGGCGAAGGCAUGCUGGAACGCAUCCACAAACUAGGGGUCCAGCUCCGACCUCACAUGAAAACACACAAAACACUGGAAUGUGCGGACAUCAUGACAGGAGGCUCUCGUCGUUGUAUUGUUGUGUCUACUCUAGCUGAGGCGUCAUUCUAUGCUGAUAACGGCUAUGACGAUAUACUCUAUGCAUACCCUCUACCAUUUGAUAAAGUGGAGCGGUGUGCCGAGCUGUCCGAGAGACUUUCUCUAUUCCACGUUGUGGUGGACAACCGCCUCGCCCUGCAGGAACUGAAGAGGAGACCUCUGAAACAGGGAAAAGUCUGGAAGGUGUGGAUGAAACUGGAUUGUGACAAUGGGAGAGCUGGCAUUCCUCAUUGUGACCCAGCUGCACUACAGCUUGCCCUGGAGAUUUGGGAUACUACAGGGGUGGAGCUGAUGGGAAUUUAUGCCCACUGCGGGAACACCUAUGCCUGUCAGGGGGAGGAGCAAAUCAAAACUGUUGCUCAGGAAACCACUACGAUUGUGCUACAGUUCAUGGAGAAGUUGAAGGCUGCUGGAAUACAAGGUGUCAAAUCCAGCAUUGGCUCCACUCCUUCCUGUAGCCACCCAGUCCCAGACAUGGCCAUGUUGAGUGAGGUGCAUCCUGGGAACUACAUAUUUUAUGACGUGCAGCAGUCCCUCAUCGGGUCCUGUCGACUUGAGGAUGUUGCAGUACGGGUGCUGACGCGGGUCAUAGGUCACUACCCACACAGGAACCAGCUACUUGUAGAUUGUGGGUGGACAGCACUGAGUCAUGAUGGUGGGGGGCGCUUACCUACAGGAUACGCCAUCAUCGAAGGACACCCAGAACUCAAACUCCUGUCUAUGACUCAGGAACACGGCAGGGUGGAGCCCAUCUCUGGAAAACUGGACUUCAAGCAGUUCCCACUGGGGUCACUCCUCAAACUCAUGCCUUACCAUGCUUGUGCUACGGCUAUGAUGCAUCCAGGUUAUUUUGUCCAUUCUAAAGAGAAGAUUAUAGACACCUGGAAACCCACCCGAGGCUGGUAACAAUCUUUAUCAGAGGGACUCCGCUGGUACAGCUGGAGACUGUGGAUGAAAAUGUUUAGGACUUGUAACAACUGUGGAUUUGCUGUUCUAACAGGCAGGUGACUAUUGGAAACCCACAUUAAGAGCAUUUUUAUCUGGAUCCAAGUGGGUUGGAGGCAUUGCAGUUCUUUCCUUGAGAAACAUUGUUGAAAAUGUAAUAUUUUAGUGAUACAGCGUUUAUGUAAACUGGAAGGAUUACACUGGACUUAAAGUUCGCAGUCUUCUUUUUUUUUUAAAUAUUUUUUUCUCUGCUUCUUUCAUCAGUUAAACACUAACAUUCUCUUCACACUUAGGAAGGACUAUGAAAAGAAUGUGAUUUCUUCUUUGUGUCUGACUGAACUUGCAUGCAGUGCUUGACAACAGUUUUGGAAAGACCUGAAGUUCAGAAUUUUUAUGAGAAAUUAACACGUACCUGUCUGUAAUAAAACCAUUUACCACA